This is a messenger RNA of Dentiscutata erythropus, 693 nucleotides long. The record is from the annotation of a GenBank genome assembly. Lineage: Eukaryota; Fungi; Glomeromycota; Glomeromycetes; Diversisporales; Gigasporaceae.
AUGGAUGCUACUUAUAAUAAUCUCGCAAUAUAUCUCGCAGAAAAGAUGUCAAGUCAUCCAUCCCACGACCGAUUCCUUGUCGCUAUUGCUGGAAUACCGGGUGCAGGGAAGUCUACUUUAGCAAAAACUCUUGUUGAACGUGUAAAUGAACUUAUGGGAAAAAAUGUUGCUGUAGUGGUACCAAUGGAUGGGUAUCAUUAUCCCAAGAAAACGUUAGAUACAUUUCCAGAACCUACAGAAGCCCAUGCCCGGAGAGGUGCACAUUGGACGUUUGAUGCUCAAGGUCUUCUUACUUUGGUAGAAGCUCUCCGGCGUCCUAUUGAUGACGGUCAAAUAAUAACUGCACCAUCGUUCGAUCAUUGUAAAGGUGAUCCUGUCGAAAAUGACAUUAAAAUAUCACCAAGUCACAAAUUGGUGAUAAUGGAAGGACUUUACCUCCAUUUGAAAGAACCUCCAAUUUGGAGAUCAAUUGCAUCACAUAUGGAUGAGCUAUGGUUUCUACAUAUAGAUCAUGAAAUUGCAAAGAAAAGAACGAUCAAGAGGCACAUUCAAAGUCGCAUUGCUGAAACUGAAGAACAGGCAAUUUUUAGAGUAGAAAAUAAUGAUAUGGUGAAUGCUAAUUAUAUUUUAGAAAACAGUUUGACGCCAACUCGUACAGUAAUUGUCGUUGAUGAGCCUGCUCAUACUAUUUGA